Molecule: messenger RNA, 1167 nt
Organism: Mucor velutinosus
Lineage: Eukaryota; Fungi; Mucoromycota; Mucoromycetes; Mucorales; Mucoraceae
Exons: 5
Coding region: 1-1167 (388 amino acids)
Biological process (GO): ribosomal large subunit biogenesis
Cellular component (GO): preribosome, large subunit precursor
Molecular function (GO): nucleic acid binding; zinc ion binding
Source: RefSeq, a predicted model, not a curated record
AUGUCUAAUCUACAAGCAGAACAUAUUCAUCAUGCUCAACAUUCAAACCCAUUGAAGCCUCGUAACCAACUGUUUACCUGUCUCGCAUGUCAAGUUGCUUUUCCAACCACUGACCGACAAAGAGCUCAUUAUCGUACAGAUUGGCACAAGUAUAACCUCAAGAGAAAGAUUGCUCAACUUCCAUCCGUCAAUGCCGAACAAUUUGCUCAGAAAGUUUUAGCCCAGCAAAUGAAGGGUAAAGAAGAGGAGGAAAGACAGGGUCUCGUCUAUGAAUGUGUCAUUUGCAGAAAAUCUUACUUUUCUGAAAACGCAUUUUCAAACCAUCUCUUGUCCAAAAAGCACAGAGAUCUCGAAUUCAAUGCAGACCAAGAACCCCUGCCUUCGCCUGUCGUUGCUCACAAGAAGAAUGAUCGACUUUUUUCAGACACGGAAGAAGACACUGACACUGAUUCAGUCGUCUCCUCGCUUGCAGAUCUCGGCUUGAGCCAAGAUCGUUGUCUAUUCUGUAACAUGGCUAAUGGCGAUUUUGAUACCAACCUCAAACACAUGAGCUUAGUGCAUGGUUUCUUUUUGCCAGAUAUUGAAUAUUUGGAAGAUCCCACUGGAUUGAUCAUUUAUUUAGCUGAAAAGGUAGAAGAUUGCAUCUGUCUCUACUGCAAUGGACGUGGAAAGGAAUACAAAUCUCAGGAAGCUGUGAGAAAGCACAUGUUGGAUAAGGGACAUUGCAAGAUGGCUUAUGACGAAUCAGAGAACCCGGGAGAUCUGUUAAAAUUUUACAACUUUGGCACCAUGUCAGAAGAAGAUUUCGAAGCCGCGACUGUAGACACAGUAUCAAACCAAGACGAUGAGUUGAUAUUAGAGUCUGGAGAGAGAUUGGGACAUCGUCGCUUCAUGAGAUACUACAAGCAAAAUAUGAGACGCUCGUCCCAAGAUGAGAGUGCGGAUCCGUUAUCCAUCACACAGGGAGAAGCUGGUGUCGCUUUUGAACCACGCAAUAGAAAGGAGCGCCGCAGCAAGUUUGCCAUUACAGACAGAUCUGAACAACAUAGAGCCGACAUGCUGCGUCGAUUACCUGAAGUUGUACAGAAGCAGCACUAUCAAAGACAAGUAUCAAAAAGAGAUAACCUUGUGGCAACUAGUAGACUUCGUAUCCAGAAUCCAGUCUAA